CUAACUUGAGUCACAUAUAGGAGUGGAUUCGUCCAAUGCGACACGCUCAGAAAAUUCUCUUCGAAUUUUCUUCUUUUGAAGAUUUGUGGCUUUUGUAUAGUUCAAAGCAAGUCUCCAAGUGCUCUUUAAUCGAAUAAACAUUACUAUAGCUUGGAACAACAUGUUAUUGUGCACAUACUCUUGAGAAGUCAGCACCUAAGGUACCAUGCCAAACGACUGAAUGCAGUUGGAUUGUUGGCUUUACAUCUGAUAGUCAAUGUUAGAAAUUCUUACUUUCGCGAGGCAUUUGUGGCAUUGUAACGCAACCUAACGCUGAUGGGAAGCAAGGUCUUGUUCUCCCGCGUCUCUAAUUAAAAUGUUCAGUAAUGCGUCUCCUACUCAAGAACAUGUGGAUUAUAACAAAGAUACAACGAUACAACAGCCUGAACAGAUGGCAUGCACCAUCAGUGUGUCUAUACCUAAAGUAGAACCUUGUUGUUAUAGUGAAUCGGAUUUCAGUGAAGGUACAUCAGACACUAAUGGAAUUAUUACAUCACCAAUUCCUUUUACUACACCUUAUAAGGUAAAGGAUCCCAUUGUUUUACUUGAAAAGUGCGAUAAAAUAUGGGAAACAUUAAAAUUAAUAAAAGAUGUACAAGGUAGUAAUAGUUUAGGUACUUUUAAUGAAUUGUCAUCAAACAUCACAAAUUCAGAAUCUUUAUAUAUUAAAUACCAACCAGUAUUAGGCAAUAACAAUACUGCACUACCAAAUUUUAAAUUUUCCAUCAAAACUACACAAAAAUUAUUUCAUUGUUCAACAUGUGGAAAGCUAUAUACAACAAAUCGAUCAUUGAGAUCUCAUUCAGACAGAAUACAUGGUAUUUAUAUACCACCAAAACGUACGUCACAGUCAAAAAAACAUGAAACUAGAUUAGUUACUGACUCUUUACCACAAAGUGUGCCAUCAAAUGAAACUGAAUGUAAAAGCCCAUCUGCUUCAAAUGUUCAGUUACAAAAAAAAAAGAAAAAUGUUUUCAUACCUGCUAGUAAUAAUAUUGAUGGUAAUGAAAACAUAAAAAAAGAUGAAAAAGGAACAAUGCAUAAGGAAUUGAAGCAGAAUGAAAAAUCAACUGUUUUGCAAAAUGACUUAGUUUCACAACAAUGUGUAUUAUGUAAGCAGCUUGUUAAAAAUAUAAGAGAACAUUUAACAGAUUAUCAUAAAAUUGAGUGUUCUAAUUUAAUGUUACAAGAAUUAGAGAAAACAUCUGCUGCACCAAAAGUCAAAGAAUUAAACAAAAUAUCUGUUAAUAAUGAACCUUUGAAAAACAAUGGAAUUAUUCAAGACAAACAUUUUGUAUCCUGCCAAAGGAAAAGAAAAGAAAAAUCAAAUAUAUCACAUGAAAAUCUUAAGAAAAAACCUAAACUUGAUAGUGAUGGUAAUAAUUUUAAAACACAAGGUGAGAUGGAAAAAAGUAUACGUCAGUGUGAUAUUUGUUAUGGGAUUUAUAAAGCGAAAAGUUUUUCGAAACAUUUGCGCAUUCACCGUAUUCGCGGAGAAACGAAAAAUAAUUUCCAUUUGUUCAGUUGCAAUUACUUGAAUUCUCCAUUCUGCUCAAGACACAAGGGAACUGAAAAUUCAAACAAUGUGUCUCCUGAAAACACAAAUUUAUUUAAGGCCAAAAUGCAAAAGCAAAUGUGUAACAAUCAAAGUUCAUACAUGACAAGAUCCUACAUGAAAAACCAUUUUAAGGAACUAGAGACUACUUGUUCUUGUGGAAGAUCAUUUCGUAAUCCUCAUACAUUGUAUAUGCAUAAAACCAAGUGUCAUUUUCCAAAUAGUAAAGAAACACAGCUUGCUAAAAACAGUAAAUUAGAUAUGAGUGCUAUGCAAAAUAGAUGUGACAAAGACUCUGGAGUUGGGAUUAGUAUAACAAUAAAAAAAAAGAAUAAUUCUUAUGAAGUUGUUGGUAAAGAUAUUGGUGAUGAAAAUAAGUUGCAGAGUUCCAGUGAUUCCAGAAAUAUUAAUGAAGUAUCGGAUAUGUCAGAAGAUGAUACUGAAGUAGAUUCACAGGAUCAACAGUAUAUUGUAGAAUCAUCUAAAUAUAGUGAAAAUCAUAGUAUUUUAAGAAUUCAAUUUGUCGACGAAGAUGUUGAUGUUGACAUUGAAGAAGAUUCACAAAAUAAUUUAUUUAAUAACAAUAUUUGUGAUAAGCUUAUCACAAAUGAAAUGAUAAAUGACUUUAAAAAAGAUGAUCAAAUGCAAGAAAAAAAAGUAGAACAAAAUAAUUCUAAUUCAAAUUUUUCAUGCAAAAAUGUUGUCGCUGAAGAGGAACACGAAAACUGUAAUGAUACUAUGCUCAAAAUAAAUAGUAACAAUAAUAUUUGCUUAUGUGGGAAUAUCUAUGACUCUAAAGAAGCUCUUGAUAUUCACAUUAAUGAACAUCACAAAAGUGCACAAUUAAUGUGUGGAUAUUGCAAAGAAAAUUUCCAUAAUAUCAUUGGAUGGCACAAACAUAAGUGUUCCAUUACAAAAGGGGGGGUAUAUGUUGAUCCAUUAUUUGAAAUAAGCUGUCAUUAUUGUAGUGCUGUAUUCAAUUGUUAUGUAAAAUUUGAUCAACAUAUUAAACUCAAACAUUAUGAUUCCGUAGUGCCAUAUCAAUGUUAUAAAUGUCAGAAACGUUUUUCUAGUGCUGCGUGUAGAAAAUUACAUUUUGAAACAGAUCAUAACCUACCUACCUGUACUAUUUGUGGAAAAUACUGCACUGACACUAUGAAGUUCAGACAUGAAGCAUAUCAUUAUGGGCUUGGUUUUCCAUGCCAUACAUGUAAAAAAACAUAUAACAGUAAAUUCAUUUUAUCAAGACAUAUAUCAAAAGUACAUAAGAAAAAACAUACUGAAGGAAUUUUUACUAAAAGAAACAUUGAACCAGAGAGCUAAAAUGAUUAGUUUAAUGUAUAAAAAGUAAUUAUAUGAAGGAAGUGAGUUGUCACAAGAUUUAUAAUCCUUUAUAGCGUUUUUGUAUAUGAGUUUAACAGUAUAAUUGUUUUGAUGUUCUCAUAUUACAUAAAUAAAAAAUAAUAUUAUUUUUCUGAUAUAAUUAUACUUUGUUGUGUAUAUUCUUAUUUACUGUUAAAAAAUGUACAAUUUGUAUAACACAUGUAUUGUACUAUACAU
This is a messenger RNA of Colletes gigas, 3154 nucleotides long. RefSeq names its product zinc finger protein 62-like. Lineage: Eukaryota; Metazoa; Arthropoda; Insecta; Hymenoptera; Colletidae. Gene Ontology annotation, biological process: regulation of DNA-templated transcription. The record is from RefSeq and is a predicted model, not a curated record. Bases 356 to 2917 code for a protein of 853 amino acids. Gene Ontology annotation, molecular function: RNA polymerase II cis-regulatory region sequence-specific DNA binding; DNA-binding transcription factor activity, RNA polymerase II-specific. The transcript is spliced from 4 exons.